Molecule: messenger RNA, 2998 nt
Organism: Gordionus sp. m RMFG-2023
Lineage: Eukaryota; Metazoa; Nematomorpha; Gordioida; Chordodea; Parachordodidae
Product: MFS-type transporter SLC18B1-like
Exons: 7
Coding region: 2-1906 (634 amino acids)
Biological process (GO): transmembrane transport
Molecular function (GO): transmembrane transporter activity
Source: RefSeq, a predicted model, not a curated record
UAUGAUUCAAAAUUCAAUAACUUGGGCGAUGAUUGUGCUUUGUUUAAUUGGGUUUUUUGCAUCGACAUGUUUUUCAAUUAUUGCCCCAUUUUUUCCCUAUGAAGCAGCUAAGAGAAAUGUUGAUCAAUUCUGGUCUAGUUCAAUAUUUGCAAUUUUCCCAGGAAUUCAAUUGAUUGCUACACCCCUAUUUGCAAUUUAUAUGGAUAAAGUAGGAAUUAAACGUUUAUACCUUAUAGGGAUUAUGUUAAAUGCAGUUUCAACCCUUUCCUUUGGGUUUUCAUCAAUGAUCUCUAAGACAAAAUCUCCAGUUUAUUUCAUAACAUUUACCAUACUUUUAAGAUUGAUGCAAGGUAUAGGAAAUUCUGCUUUCACAACAACAUCGUAUAUAAUCACCACUUUUCUUUAUCCUUUUAAAGUUGCAACUGCAUUUGGUAUAUUUCAAACAUCUGUUGGACUGGGCUUUGCUCUAGGACCCCCUAUUGGAGCAUUCUUAUUUACUGCUGGUGGAUAUUCUUGUCCUUUCCUGGUUUUAGGUGUAGUUUGCAUAAUAUUAUCAAUAAUAGCUAUAUUUAGCAUACCUACUAUAACAGAUGUAAAUGCUGGUGCAUCCUUGCCCCGUUCUACAACUCAAAAUACGGAAUCUACGUCGGAUGUUAUCGCUAGCGAUGAAUGUCUCGGCCUAGACGAGGAACACUGUUCGUUGAUAGAGGCGGAAGAGAGCGCUCAAAGAGAAGACGAUUCGACCACCCGUUCAAAUAUGAAGACCCUCAGACCCAACUCAUUGAUAAUCGCCAAAAACUCUACGAAUUUCGAUUUGUCUCGGAGUCAAUUUUCCGAUCUCCGCCAAACAAACGUCGUUUUGAACGUACUGUUUCUCGUGUUGGGCGCCAUUAAUUUGAGUUUCGUGGAUUCUAGCUUGGAGCUGCACGUUAGGAGCCUGAUCAAGGCCUAUUUGACACAAAAUGAUCAAGGGGGGAUAAAUAUUAACAUGAUCGUAGCCGGAAUAUUUUUUGCCCUUUCCGGGUCCUUCACCUUCUCAAGUCUCGUGAUGGGGGCCCUUGUCGAUAAAUACGUUUUAGGCUUCCAGAAAUUUAGCGAUAGAAUCCCGACUCCAAAUGGUAAAACUAGCGGACAUCGUAUUAUAAGAUUCUCACUUUUAGGCAUUUGCAUAAUCUCCAGUUUGGCAUUGCUAGUCACUUCCUCUCCUAUCCAUCCCUUCUCCCUCAAAUUUUUAUUUCCGCUUAACACCUCGUUAUCACCUAAGACCCCCUGUUUUUUAAAAAAGAACGGUACAGCCUCCUGGUCAAUCUCCCUGUGGACUCUCAUAUGGCCUCUUAUCGUGACGCAAACAGUGCUGGGUGCCAGCGUCGGGGCCCUGAUUGUCAUGACGUUUUCCGAUUUACUCCAUCGAGUCAGAUCACCGGUUAAAAGGCGUUACGAUUGGCUUUCCGCUAGCCGUAUAGCCGACGAUUAUAAGGGUACGGAUUUUACGAAUCGACUACCGGAAGGAGAUGGCGGAGAACAAGAGGCCGAUGAUGAUGAUAAGAAGGCAUCAUUGAUUCAAGAUGACGCCCUUACUAAUCGGGCUGUAACAAGGGCAACCGAUCAAAGCAGCAACAGUACCAUUUUGAAGGGUUACAAUCUGGUAUCGAGCCUUUUCACGUUCGGCUUUGCUUUGGGAGCCUUCCUGGGCCCCUUAAUCGGUGGGGAGAUCACCCGUUUAGCGAAUAUCGACGUCGAUCCUACCCCCGAAUUGCGACUAGAUCAGAUUACCUAUAAAGUCGCUUCGACGAAUAUUUUUAAAUGCUACAAAUUGUCCUACCAAAUCAUAUCCGGUUUAAAUUUCGCCGUUAUGACCGUUUGCGCAGUAAUUACGGCCUAUCAAAUUGGCAAAAAAACAGUUUAAAAUUUCAAAACAGAAAUAAUAAAAUUUUAAAAUCAUAAUAACAAUUGUAUUAUUUUAUAAUUUAUCUUAAAUAAGGCGAACAACUAAAUUUUUUCUUUCUUUCACACUUGGAAAAUUAUACUUUUAUAUUUAAAAAAAAUGAGAGAAUAACAUUAUCUUAUAGUCAUAAUAUUUGAUUAAUUAAUUAUAUAUCUCGUCAAUCUAAUAUAAAUAUAUGACAUAAACAAGAAUUUAUUUGAGAUAUUUAUUUUAUUAUAUUUUUUUAAACUUUUGCUAAAUAUUAUUUUUUUUAUUAUGAAUUGUCUAUUUUUUAUUGUCAUUUAUUUUAAAACAAAUAUAGUAUUAUUAUAAUUUUAAAUAUCUAAAUAUUAUUUAAAGAAAAAAUUUGGACCGAUUCACACAGCUGUGGUGUUAGGCAGCAUUUAGAUCGAAUUUAGAAACAAAAUGGAAUCCCGUUAUUUUGUCGGUCAUAUCGAUCCGGUCUACUAUUUUUGACAGAUUUUUAUUCCAUAUGAUUUUUCUGAACUUGAUCUGAAAUGCAAUCCACUACAUUUUUUUGAAAACUCUUUUUUUUUCACUAAUGUGUAGUGAGUGGUCUGUAUUGGUCCUUGAUGACAUUCAUUUUUUUAUAUCCGCUAAUUAGCGCCUGAAAGGCUUAUUAUUUAUACUUAAAACAAUUCAUUAUUUUAUAAAUACUUGUGACCUUCCUCAAACGGACCGGAAAUGUAACAAACAAAUUUUUUAAAUGGCGGAAGUAUUGUAGAUGUAUUUGUUUCGAGGAUCCUUAACUGAAAGGCGGGGCGCGUUUAUGGCGGUUUUUAUUAUAUAUAUAUAAUUAUCGUUUAUUUGCGUUCGUAGUAUUAUAUAUUUAUAAAUAAUCAUGUUUUAAAUUUUAUAAAUGUAUUCAAAAAAAUAAUCUUUUUUUUACUCAUUACAAAAAUUAUCCUCAUAAUCAAAUUAUAUGAAUUAUUUUUAGACGUAUACAAUAUUUCUUUAAAGACUAUUUUUUGAAGCAUAUUUUUUGCAUCCCUGUGAUUUCUCAAUUAUUGGCUUAUGUCACAAAUUGUUUUGUUUAAUUAUACUUAAUUAUAA